This is a messenger RNA of Gordionus sp. m RMFG-2023, 1961 nucleotides long. RefSeq lists its product as uncharacterized. Lineage: Eukaryota; Metazoa; Nematomorpha; Gordioida; Chordodea; Parachordodidae. The transcript is spliced from 11 exons. The record is from RefSeq and is a predicted model, not a curated record. The coding region runs from base 35 to 1885 and encodes 616 amino acids.
UUAAAUAAAGACCUAAAUUAUUUUAGCGGUUUUUAUGAAAUUAUUGAGAUAUUCGCUAUCAGAAUCUAGUUCAUUCUUUGAAGAUCAAAUUGAAAAGGAGAAAACUACCAUAAAUAGCUAUAACCUGAGAUCUCACAAUGAUCUUACCACAAACGCUUUCACCCCUAUCCGAUCCCAAAAAUUAUCGAUUAAUUCGAAAAAACUCGACUCGAACCACACAAAGAAGACCAUCGCCUUAGAUACGAAUAACCCAAUUGUCCAGGUGGUCUUAGACAAAUUGCCGACUCGUAUUGAUACAUCCGAAAAUAUUCGCGCGACGAAUUACGGUAACGAUAACCACGAGAGCGUCGAAAUCCAGAAGAAAAGUCAGGGAAAAAUGGAUAAAGGGAACAAAAGAUCCAAGAAAAAGGGACUAUCCGAGUUGGAUAGACUCGCGAUCCGAAGUUUUAGACCUGAGUGGGCCUCUACUAAUAGUCACAUUCGAGGAGUGGAUCCAGACAAAACUUUGACAAAUACCUGUAGAUCUUCAACGAGAGUUCGAACCUUGCGCUUCCAACAACUCAACUUGGACAAGAUCUGCGCUCAGCAGCCUCCCGCGGUUAUUUUAAAAAAUACCUUACAAAACGGUUUGGACCGACUUAUAGGCACGGACGAAGAGUCGGCAAUUUGGUCAAUCAGGAAUAAAAUUCCUGAAAGUAAAAAAAGGAAGAAGAAGAAAAAUGUUGAAAAUGUGGGCGAGGGCCUUCUCCCAACCCCCAAAAAUUUCGUCGGGGUGAUGGAAAAAAAUGUCAAUUACGUUUUCGAUUUUAAAAAUCAACAGACCCGACGCGAACUCGUGCCAGAUACAGAUGAUCCCCUAUUAAAUCAUCUCAAUAUGGGUAUGGGUGAUGAAUAUAUCCGCAACGUGCCCUCGACGUCUUACGACUUUUCCGUCACCUCCAGUCUCAAAAUUUCGCAGCAGAAAGCGCCUAAAAAGCCUCGCGAGAAACAGAACAAGCCCAUAAAUCUCAUCUCCACUCCCCACACCGCCAAAGCCGUUCUCAAAAUUAGCCAAAAAAGAAAGAAGAACGCGCCUAUUAUCGAGAUGCGGAACGAAGCCGGUGUCGAUAUCUCAGACAUCAGUCAUUCGUCUCAGCCAUCACUCCACCUGGAUCCGGUUUUCAUGGCAACGCGGAUAACCCCCGAAAAUAAACGCAGGGCCGUUCUGCGAGCACAAAAAAAUCAUAAAGACGAGCCCCCUGAGGCGAAAACUAGGAGUGUUUUAGGUUCGAAAUUUAUCGAGGAACAAUUCAAAAGUCCCAAUCAUAACAGCUACAUUUCGAACAGUGAUGUAGAUGAUGCCCUGACUGACGAUUUUUCGGUAGCGGGUUCGAGUGACAGGGAAAGUGUCAUCAGCCGACUUACAUCGAAGUUUUUGACUAGUGAUAGGCCUACGGUGAACCAUAUUGCCCCACCUAUUCAGCCACCCGAUUAUAAUUACGAUCAACAAAGUGCUAUGAUCAACAUUAACCUUCAAACGUCUACUGGUGUGCGACUAGUACCAUUAAAAUGCGUUUAUUUUGACAAGGACAAAGAUUCUUUACCCAAAUUAGGACCCUCUCUGGAGCGCACGGUGGCGGACGACGAUUAUUACAUUAAUCGCAUUUUCGAUCUAACCAAUUUUACUAACGGUCGGAUUAUAUUGAAGCCAUUAAAAACCAAACCGUCUUCCUUGACCGACAUGAAUAUAUACAUUCGAGUUGAUGCCGGGAAAGUUUCAAUGUUGAUCAAUGGCGCCAAAUUAUUCCUCCACGAAAAUGAUCACAUCAUUAUUCCCCCAAAGAAUUCCUACUCACUUACAAAUUUGCUAUCAACAGAAACCGUAUUAAUGUACCUUGUAUUCUGAAAUAACUGAGACAAACGUUGGGAUAUCUUAACUAAACAAUUUAUUAAUUAAUAUAGGAAAUAUAUAUACUUAUAAU